Erythranthe guttata (spotted monkey flower) is the source of this 2413-nucleotide messenger RNA. The record is from RefSeq and is a predicted model, not a curated record. NCBI's taxonomy places the organism in Eukaryota, Viridiplantae, Streptophyta, Magnoliopsida, Lamiales, Phrymaceae.
CGGAAGGCAUUUUGGACUUCCGAAAAAAAUCGGAAUUUUUCCGAAACACCCAAAUCCGAUCCGAUCCGUCCGAUCUCCACCCCUAUGUGCAUUCAAUGCAUUCUGACUAUUUCCUUGUUUGUCUUGUUCAUGGUGUUCAUAGAUUGAGGAUGACAAGAUUAUAGUACCCCAAAAUUCGUUGAUUGAAGUCAAUCAGUCUGGUCUUCUCAUGGGAACUUUGUAAGAAAAUUAGUCCAUCUUUCAGCGUUGGAGUAUCUCGGUAUUAAAGAAUAUAAACAUAAACCAACCAUGUCACGGAUAUGUGUGAAAAACUUUCCCAAGUAUGUGGCAGAGGUUCGUCUGAGAGAGUUCUUCUCCCAGAAAGGGGAAGUCACCGACGCCAAGCUUAUGCGCACCAAGGAUGGGAAGAGCAGGCAAUUUGGAUUUGUUGGAUUUAGGACUGAGCAUGAAGCCGAGGAAGCCACAAACUACUUCAACAAGUCUUUCCUGGAUACUUGCAGAAUUACUUGUGAGAUUGCUCAAAAGGUUGGAGAUCCCAAUAUUCCCCGCCCUUGGAGUCGACACUCAUUGAAGAAGAAGAAAGAGAAUGCUUCUGAAGAAGAGGAAAGAUUAACUGGUUCAGAAAAAGAGAAGACAACAACCAGCUCAAAAGUUUCUACAGCUGUAGUACCUCAAGGGACAAGUAAGAAGAGUAAAAAGGAUGAGGAGAUCGAUGACCCAAAACUUCAAAAUUUUGUUCUGGUCAUGGAGCAUCGUAGCAGGUCAAAAUUGUGGGCAAACGAUACACUUGCAGCCCCCUCUCUUCAGCAAAGCAAAGUAGCAACAGAUAAUAAAUUUCAUAUGGCAGAAGGGCAUGAUGGUAAAUUAAAUGGAGAGAGUGUUGAUCUUGAGGAAGUUAAGGGAGACGGAAAUGUUUUAUCAGAGAAACAAGAGCCAGAAAAACCAAAUAUUUUGGUUCAUGAUGAAUUUGUAUCCGACAUGGAUUACUUUAAGAGCAGAAUUAAAAAUAAAUGGUCAGAUUCAGAAACAAGCGACAGUGAGGGUAGUUCUGAUGGCACUGAUCAUAGUGAUGGUGAUGAUAAUGAUGACUGCAGUGACUCUCAGGACAAGAGUAACCAUGAUCCCAAAAGCGAGGUUGAUGAUGGCUCUUCUGGAGAAUGUGGAAUAAAUGGCUCAGGUGAUCCUUCAUCAAGUCCAAAAAACAAGAAUGAUGAAGUUCUAGAAUCUGGUCGUCUCUUCAUCCGUAAUCUUCCCUACACUACCACUGAGGAGGAACUGGAAGAUCACUUCAGUAAAUAUGGGACCAUCUCUCAGGUCCAUAUUUUCAUUGACAAAGACACAAGACGUUCCAAGGGAUUUGCUUAUGUUCUCUUUGCACUCCCAGAAUCUGCUGCUAGGGCAUUAGAAGAGAUGGACAGUUCAAUUUUUCAAGGAAGGUUAUUGCAUGUCAUGCCUGCUAAACAAAAAUAUGUUCCUGAUAUGCAAGAACACAGUCUGUCUUCAAAAAUGUUUAAGCAACAAAAGAUUUCAGAGAGGAAGGCAUCAGAAGCUUCUGGAAAUACACGGGCAUGGAAUAGUUUAUUUAUGCGCCCUGAUACUGUUGUCGAAUACAUUGCACGGAGAAGUGGUGUCAGUAAAAGUGAACUACUAGAUAGAGAAAAUGAUGAUCUUGCUGUGAGAAUAGCAAUGGGAGAGACUCAAGUGAUUGCUGAGACAAAAAAAUCUCUCGCAGGUGCAGGGGUUAAUAUUUCCUCGUUAGAGAAGUUUGCUGAUGGUAAAACUGAUGGUCUUAAAAGAAGCAACCAUGUUAUAUUAGUGAAGAAUUUACCUUAUGGUUCAUCUCAAAGUGAAUUAUCAAAUAUGUUUGGGAAAUUUGGCAGCUUGGACAAAAUCAUUUUGCCUCCUACUAAAACCAUGGCUUUGGUUAUCUUUCUAGAACCUGCUAACGCUCGGGCAGCUUUCAGAGGUUUAGCAUACAAGCGGUACAAGGAUGCCCCACUAUAUUUGGAAUGGGCACCUGGUAAUAUUCUCAGUGAAACUUCAGCUGUUGGUGAUAAUGAAGUUGUUGGUGGACAUGAUGUCAAGAGAGCUUUGCUAGAGCAACAAGUCAAAGAGACUACUGAUGCAGAUGUUGACGCUGAUAGAAUUGAGGUUAUUUUCUGGACUUAUUACGCUCUGUUUUCAUUCUAUAUGCUACUGUGGGUGAAGAAGCAUAUGAAGAACGGAAAAAAUGUUUCCAUGGGGUUUGGUUUCAUAGAGUUUGAUUCUAUUGAUACAACAGUGACAGUUUGCAGGGACCUGCAGGUAUUAUUCUCGGCUGCUAAUAGGAGAAAUUUUAUGUCCAUUGUCUUUUACUAUGAAACGAGUGCCUUACCCUUGUGAUUAUUGCUUCAGGGAACUGUAUUGGAUGUGC